GUUAAAAUAAUCUACAUUUAAUAACGGACAAACAAGAGAAUAAUUUGAAAAAAUAAAAACUAACGAAUAAAUUUGAAGAAAAAUAAUUUAAAUAAUUGCAAAAAUGGCAUUGAAUAGAGAACGGCGUACAAAUGCAGGAAAUAAAAUGGCAAAAUUAUUAAAUGAAGAAGAAGAGGAUGAUUUUUACAAAACAACUUAUGGAGGUUUUGAUGAAGUGGAACAAGAUCAUGACUAUAUGGAGGAAGAUGAAGCAGAAGAUGAAGUAGAUUCAGAUUUUAGUAUAGAUGAAAAUGAUGAACCUAUUUCUGAUACCGAACAAGAGGGACCAAAAAAAAAACGUAGAUUAGUUACAAAAGCUUACAAAGAACCUAAAGUUCAAUCCCAAUUACCAUCUAAAGAGAAAAAAAUUAGGCAACCAAGGCAAAGAAUCUUUAAUGAAAGUACAGAAAGAAAAUCUAUCCGUCGUUCUACUGCUGCUAAAUCAGCUGCAACACAAAAGAGAUUAAGUGAAAGAAAUGAGCAUCAAAAAAGGAGAACAAGAGUCAUAAGACAUGAUACAUGGAAACCUACUCAAGAAGAAUUAUUGAAAGAAGCAUUGCAAACUGAACAGAUUAAUAUGAAAUCAUUAGAAAAAUAUCAGAAAUUAGAAAAUGAAAAGAAAAAUACUAGAACUAUAAGAAAAGCCCAAACAGGACCUAUGAUUAGAUAUCAAUCAUUAGCAAUGCCUAUUAUGAUACUUUCUGAGGUAAAUUACAAUAAAGAAGAAGAUAAAAUGAAUAUAGAAAAAGAUGAAAAAAAUACAAAUUUUGAAAAUAAACGUCCAGAUGAAACAAUAGAAAAUAGUAUAACUGUAAAACCAGAAAAUGGUACAAAGGAUAUUACUAAAAAAGAAUCUUCUCAAAGUUCUAACAAAAGCAAAUAUUAUUAUGAACAAACAAAAGGAUAUUAUGAAAGAACUUUCAUUACGUUUGAAAAUGAACAAUUAUUUUCGGAAGCAUUCAAAAAAUCUUCAAUACAGAAAUCACCAAUAAAACCCUUAUGUGCAAUUACAAGGUUUCCAGCAAAAUAUUUAGAUCCUAUGACUCAUCUACCAUAUAAAAAUGUACAAACAUUUCGACUAUUACGUGAAGCAUAUUAUCAACAAUUGGAAGCUCGAACAGAUAUUAAUGAUACUUCACAAAGCCCAGAUUUAUUACGAUGGCUUGAAUGGAGACAAAAGAAUCAUGGUGGUUUAGCUCAGAGAAAUACAGUACGUCUUGAACCAGCAUCUGCGAGUAUGCUCACGUAAUUUUUUUUUGUAAUAAUAAAAUCAAAUAAUAUAUUUAUUUUUAUUAUAAUUCGAUAUUUUUAAUAUUUUCAAAUUCAAAUUUAAUUUAAAAAUAUAAAAAUAUAAAAUUUUUUAAUGAAAAAAUAGAUUUAAUAAUUAUAAAUAGAUUUUUAAUAACAAAAAAUAUGUUUUAAAAAAAAAAAUAAUGACAUAAUUUUGUAAAUAAUGAUAUAAUUUAUUAUUAUGUAUAAUAUUGAAUUAUUAUGAGUUGAAAUUCUAUAUAAUCUUAAAAUUAUAAUAAUAUUAUAAUGUAUCUAUUUAUAUAAAGUUAAAAUAUAUAUAUUUUUGAUCAUCGAAACAAAAAUUGUACAAUACACAUAUAUGUUCAAAGCAAAAGUGAUUUUAUUAAUAAAAUUAUAAAGUACAAA
Molecule: messenger RNA, 1695 nt
Organism: Apis dorsata (giant honeybee)
Lineage: Eukaryota; Metazoa; Arthropoda; Insecta; Hymenoptera; Apidae
Gene: YL-1
Product: vacuolar protein sorting-associated protein 72 homolog
Exons: 6
Coding region: 104-1288 (394 amino acids)
Biological process (GO): chromatin remodeling; regulation of DNA-templated transcription
Cellular component (GO): nucleus
Molecular function (GO): ATP-dependent H2AZ histone chaperone activity
Source: RefSeq, a predicted model, not a curated record